Schistocerca americana (American grasshopper) is the source of this 4234-nucleotide messenger RNA. RefSeq lists its product as uncharacterized. Bases 1 to 3969 code for a protein of 1322 amino acids. The transcript is spliced from 4 exons. The record is from RefSeq and is a predicted model, not a curated record. Lineage: Eukaryota; Metazoa; Arthropoda; Insecta; Orthoptera; Acrididae.
AUGACGUCCACGAAGUUGGCGGCGUUGCUGUCGUGCCUCCUGGUGACCUCAACCUGCACAGCGAGCAACAAAACUAAGUCAAGCGCCGAGGGCAGAGAUUUGAAGGACGAGGUGGCGCCACGUAUGAUGGUGGAUCUGACGCACGAGGCGGCCGAGUUCGUGCCGCAGGCCGACGUGCUGCCACUGCAGGGCGCCAUCUUGCUCCACGAUGCCGCACGAGUCUACGGACACUCGGGCGCCUUCUUCGGGCCGCACACGCACGCUCACGCACACGGGCUGUUGGCGAGUGCUCUGGUGCUGCCCGGUGCGACGCCGAUCUCUUACGGCUCCGGGAUGCCGCUGAUAAUGGGCGGCAUCAGGACGCGUCCCGGAGGCAGCCACAAAGUGCACGCUGGUGUCACCGAGCAGGGCGAAUCGGAGAACCUGCUCGUCAAGCUCACCAUGUCAUCGGCACUGCGGGAUAACCUUGUCACCGUAUUCGGCUACCUGCUCUACCAGACGCGCUGGCCCAAGCAGCGAGACCACUACACAUCCUUCCUCCUGGUCUUCCAGGCUGUUCGUCUUCGACACAUUUCGACCUUGGAUCUGCUGCCAGUGCUGAAGAAGGCGUCAGCAGAACGCCCGUCUUCACAGAUGCUGCUGAUACUGCGUCACAUGCGGAAGUCGUCUCCGCGCUAUCUGACCGGCGCCGUCGACGAAGUGAUCGCCUCCGUGUCUGCUAGCAAGGACGUCAUCGACGAUAUCAUCCAACCGCGUGGCGGACCGCUGGUGGUAGACUUCCUUGCCGGCAUUGAGAGCAAGUACCUCGCAGCCGGAGAAAGGCCCAUCUCGUUUGGCAAGACACGCAUCGACUCGUCCGUCGUGUCGCUGAUGGGCUCCACGUUUGGUCAGAUCUAUUCUGCCCUGGCUGACGGCACUUUACCUUUGACGCAGCCGCUGUUCGCUGCGCUCCUUCUGCACCUCCCACGCGAUUUUCUGAAUCCACAAGCAGACGAGUUCAUGCGCAUGCUUGUCGACCUAUUGCGACUCGAGACAUUAGAGAACUGGUCCAAUGUUAUAGGCAAAAUUCGCCAGAAAGACAAACAGAAACCGUUCGUACUCGCUCGUUUUGUUCUCAAAACGAUUGCGAAAGACUCGAAAACGAGCGAAAGGGUCAGAGAGGCAACUCUAGUCGUUUUGCAUCAUGUGAAGGAACCAGAAAUUACUUUCUCACUUCCUCACUACAGUGUUCUCUCUCCCAUUGUAAGUAAGCCUAACAUCGACUUGGUGAGCCUGCUGCAAACAAUCACUUAUCCUGAAUACCCGGAGGACGUCGUCGAUGUGAAGAAUCGCAUUGUCUACUACGUGCAACACGGCUACCUAAACCUAGACCUGAUUACGAAGGGCUUUAUGAGAUACGACCACGUAAGACCUCUGGACUUGAUCAUUGCUUUACUUACCCGAAUAACUACCAACAUGCCUAAACUUCCUGCAGAGAUAAUUAAAUCUGUGGAGUCACUUACGGUACAUUUAAAGUUCAAGGAACUGGGCUGUAGUAUGGCGUCACAUCUUCCCGAGAACUUUAUUGAUUUGCCUUCUUUAACUCAUUCGUUUCUGAGCCCAUCGUUGCCGUUGAUCGUCCAACAAACAGCUGAGAAAGCGCUCAAAGUAAUUUUCCAGGAAUUUCCGGAGGACAUGAAUAAGUUGCUGCCUAGCAUCCCUGUGGAAAUGUGUAUCAGGCCAAGAAUGUGCCUCCAUACCAUCAUGACGAAGGCUAUUGAAUCGAAUGUAUUUAAAACAAAAGUCCUCUUUUCAACAGCAGAUGAAUUCCUUCGAACAAUUGAAAACUUAACAGAUGUCAAAUAUCCUACACCAACUAAGAGUGGUGAAAGCAAUUUUCCUACCAGCCCUACACCAAGUGCUGCAAGUCCAGUACCUCAAAACUCAAAUCUGGUUACAACUAUUACGAACCUCAACAGUACAAGUACCCCACAGAGAGAGGUUUCUAGGCUUAUAAAAGGAACAUCGUCUAGGGACGGGUCAACAGCAGUGACUGCACCUUCAGCUACAAAAAGUUUUCCCCCGAGCUCGAUACCGCAUCCAGCAGUUGUUACAGGAUCAGCUAUUACGAAGCCAUCAAACAACGGAAGUGAUAAUGCAAAGUCAUAUACUCCACCUGUUUCACCAAUAACUACACCAUCGCCUAGUAGCUUGUUACUACCACCUGUUUCAGAAACAGAAUUACCAAAAAUUGAAAAGGGUCCUCAUGGAAAACCUGUUUUUCCAAAAGGAACAAACGGGAAGCCUACAUUUCACACAUCCCCACAGGGACGACCAGUACUCAUUACAGGCUCAGAUGGUAAACCUAUCUUUCCAACUGGGCCUGACGGGAAUCCUAUUCAUCCCGCUGCACCUAAUGGCCAACCUUUAUUUGUCAAAGGCUUGGAUGGGAAGACUGUUAUUCCUUUUACAUCUGACGGGAAACCAAUAUAUCCUGAAACACCAGAGGGAAAGCCAAUUGUGCCGACUGCAGCUGAUGGUAAUCCUGUAUUUCCUACUAACUCGAACGGAGCGCCAAUACUCCCUGUCCGCCAUGACGGUAAGCCCAUUUUUCCUGUAGACGCUGAUGGUAUGCCCAUUGCCCCUAAAGGAUCUGAUGGUCGACCCGUUUUCACUGUGGGGCUAGAUGGUAGAUUAAUAUUUCCAACUGGACAAGACAAACUGCCAAAAAUACCUUUGGGGAUAGACGGAAAUCCAAUAUUUGUCCUUGGCCCUCAACCUCUGCUUGCAGUAGUGCUGAGUCCAGAUGGAAAACCUUACUCUACUGGCAUACCAGGAACGAUCUACAAUGGUAUGUCAUAUAUACACCACAAUGAUAUAAUUAAAGGAAAUACAACAGUGAAGGUGAUGGGGGAAGUUGCACCUACUGCCCUUCCAAAGCCAGGUUCAUCUAAGAAAAUUCCUGAACCGAAGACCGCUCCAACACUGGAAAACGUUUUGACCGAUGCUGAUAUCCAAAAAGCAAUCUCCCAGAUUCCGAAAGACGUACCGUUACCCUCGCCUAGCCCGGUUGACGAACAAUUGCCCAUAUUACCUGGUAACAGUCUUGACUACCUGUUACCACCUACUCUUCCUGGAAGCCCAGAAGAUCUCCGUUUGCGCCCUUUGAGAAUUCUGCUAUCGAUGCCAAAACUUACUGCUCAUCUUAUUACAGCAAUCAAUAUUGGGGCUUUCAAAACUAGAGGAGAUCUGCUACGAGCAGUUCUCAUGUAUCUCGUCAAGAUGGAAGAAGUGAAGAGAAUACAGCUGCUUUUAGAAGACCUACAGUUCUACUUGAAGCGCCUACAGGGCGAAGAUGGCCAAGCACCUAAGCUGCUGGUGAACUGGGAAGGACUCAUAAGUGCGUUACCUAUUCCUUCAUCCAGUGAAGAAGCGAAACACUUCCAAAUUAUUAAGGCCUUCCUCGAACCGAUGCUGUCCCACAAACUGGGAUCCGGAUUCGACCCAAUGAAGUAUAAACUGAAGGGUACGCUACUGAAACAACUUUUCGAAUUCAGUUUAUCCCAGAAGUUUGUUUCACAGACUCCCGGAUUGCGUGAAGCAAUAGAGUUCUACAUCAGCAGGAUUAUGAUGCACGGCUAUGGGGCACAACCAGUAGAGUACAUUAUCCUCAAGCAGACAUUAGUGUCGAAGACGGUGAACCUGAACUCCCUAUUCAAAGCCUUGGACACUAGUAAGUUCGAUUCCCGAGGAAAAAAGGCGUAUAAGAAUAUGUUCAAGUUCUUCACUACAGAGUUUGACGUCAAGAAGCACUUCACGGGAUUCGAUUUCACUCGGUACAACAAAAAAGGGCUCUGGCUGAAGAAGUUCCUCGAAUUCUUGUCACGCAGCGUAAUGAUUCCUGCAGAGCGUCGAACCGACUUUAAAUACCUGAUCUCAUACGUAAUCAUGGAUGGCGAGGGUGACAAGUCUGUAGAGUACGUCGAAUAACAUCCACAUUGGGAAAUCUGGCGGGAAUGCUCGUCCGAACAGCAGUUUCCUCUAUCGUCACAAAGCAGUCUCAGACUUAAAAGCGAUAUUUCUUGGAAUUUAUUUUUGUGUAAAACGUCAGAGACAGAUGUAGUAAGGAGCGAAAAUUGUAUUACUUGUUGAUAGUGUAAAUAAAAGAUAUUCUUUUAAAUUUUUCUGUGAUAAUAAUUUAGUAAACAGCGACAGUUACCACUUUACGUUGUAGCUAUAUCGACGCAAAUUUGGU